Molecule: messenger RNA, 2293 nt
Organism: Drosophila rhopaloa
Lineage: Eukaryota; Metazoa; Arthropoda; Insecta; Diptera; Drosophilidae
Gene: Uxs
Product: UDP-glucuronic acid decarboxylase 1
Exons: 3
Coding region: 186-1499 (437 amino acids)
Biological process (GO): D-xylose metabolic process
Cellular component (GO): cytoplasm
Molecular function (GO): UDP-glucuronate decarboxylase activity; NAD+ binding
Source: RefSeq, a predicted model, not a curated record
UAGACUAAAAUAGCUGUUGGGAUUUAGUUAACGCCAACUGGCCACUCUGGUUGCCGUAUUGUUUAUAUAGUUGCAAUAGCUUAGCCGAACAAGAAUGCAAUGUGGCGAUAUCAGUUGCUGAUAAGCACUGGGACCCUGCAACACACAACCUCCAAAUCCACAUCCGCCUCCGCCACCCGACGACAAUGACGGCCACCAAGAAGCGCCUGAAGAUUGUGGCGGCCGCCUUGCUGGUCAUCCUGUUCCUGGUCUACCUAUACCGGGCGAUCAGCGUUUCGGCGGGCGGGAUGUCCUCCAUUUCCGCCGGCGAGGAGGUUCAGGCCCGCUGGCCACCCACGGAGAGCCCUCUGCAGAGAAGCCUUCAGAUGGCCUACGAAGAGCAAAAUUUACUGAUCCGCGAGCAAAAGGCCGAACUGCAGCGCACUAGGGAGCAGCUUGCCCAGUUGGAGGAGCAGAUUCGUAGUCUGCAGACCAGUACACCGCGAAAGUACCGGAAGGUUAAGUACCUCAACUACAAGAACCGCAAACGCAUCCUGAUCACUGGAGGAGCAGGCUUCGUGGGCUCCCACCUGGUGGACGACUUGAUGGUCCAGGGUCACGAAGUCAUCGUGGUGGACAACUUCUUCACGGGACGCAAGCGGAAUGUGGAGCACUGGCUGGGACACGAAAACUUCGAGCUCAUCCACCACGACAUUGUAAAUCCUCUGUUCAUAGAGAUUGAUGAGAUUUACCACCUGGCUUCGCCAGCCUCGCCCCCGCACUACAUGUACAAUCCGGUUAAGACCAUCAAGACCAACACCAUGGGUACCAUCAAUGUGCUGGGACUGGCCAAGCGUGUGAUGGCAAAAGUUCUGAUAGCAAGCACUUCGGAGGUUUACGGAGAUCCCACGGUGCAUCCGCAACCUGAGACCUACUGGGGCCAUGUGAAUCCCAUCGGACCAAGGGCUUGCUACGACGAGGGAAAGCGCGUCUCCGAGACUCUGAGCUAUGCGUAUGCCAAACAGGAAAAGGUUCAAGUGCGCGUGGCGCGCAUCUUUAACACUUACGGACCCAGGAUGCACAUGAACGAUGGACGUGUGGUGUCCAACUUUAUACUCCAGGCGCUUAGAAAUGAAACCAUCACGGUGUAUGGAAAUGGCAAGCAAACCCGCUCCUUUCAGUACGUUUCGGAUCUGGUGGAUGGAAUGAUAGCCUUAAUGGGAUCCAACUUCACACAGCCGGUGAAUUUGGGCAAUCCUGUGGAGCAGACUAUCGGCGAAUUUGCCGAGAUCAUCAAGCAACUGGUCGGCGGGCCCAGUGUGAUAAAGCAAACGAAAGCCAUGGAAGACGACCCGCAGCGCAGAAAACCGGACAUAACGCGUGCCCGGCAGUAUCUCCAAUGGGAACCAAAGGUUCCCCUUGAAACUGGACUGCAGCGGACCAUCUCCUACUUUCGAAACGAACUAGCGCGCAGCGACCGUUUCCAGGAAAGCUCCAACAAGUACUUCGAUACACCGUAGAAUUAAUUGGGAUUAGCUUUAGUUAAUGAUGAUGCAAAGUCUCUAGUCUGCAAAUGUAAAUAUGACCAUCGAUAGCACUAAUUGUAAGCCUUUAGGACCACGCGAAAUUUUUAAGGUCAUGAGCAUGGUUCUUUUUGUGAAGUUUUGAACGUAGGGUUUGUUGUAAGAAACUGGGAGCCAAUGGUGUACAAAUGCGAUCAAAUUUAUAGCACUGAAAUUAGGGAAUAUCAUUUGAAGUGUUGAAUAAAUUCACAUUUAUUGAAUCACAUUUAAACCAUCUAAAAUAACAUUAACUUUUCUGAACAGACAAGUAGAGCCUAACGAGAAAACCCAAACGAAAACUAAAAUUCUGAGAAUUAUAAAGGAAUUCCACAAAAGACUUAACUAAAGGAAACUGUUUUAGGUCUUUACAAACAUUAGUAAUUUAAUUAUUUUAUUGUAUAAGUCUCUAAAGUGCUAUUUUGUUUGACCGCAUGUGCACCACAUAAACAACAAAAUCACUGGGGCAUAUGCAACUAAAAAACCGUAUAAUCGUUCGUAAUAAAUUUUCUACAAAGUAGAAAUGAGCCCGAAUUUCAUCAGAAGGUUAUGAAUAGCAUAUCAAAACCAGUGAGAAUUAAUUUGAACAAAUUAUUGGAGAACUGUGACUCAUUUACAAUUCGUGGUGGACAAAAAACACCUGUAUGCGCCUUUAUCCAGUGUUAACACGCCCCGAUUCUAGGCUUAAGUAGGUUUUUGAGUUGCUGUAAUUGGUAGGCCAUUAAAAAGAGGUUUUUCUCUGCAAACUAAUCUAA